Molecule: messenger RNA, 2145 nt
Organism: Thermochaetoides thermophila DSM 1495
Lineage: Eukaryota; Fungi; Ascomycota; Sordariomycetes; Sordariales; Chaetomiaceae
Product: putative transcription factor
Exons: 2
Coding region: 1-2145 (714 amino acids)
Biological process (GO): positive regulation of transcription by RNA polymerase II
Cellular component (GO): nucleus
Molecular function (GO): DNA-binding transcription factor activity, RNA polymerase II-specific; transcription cis-regulatory region binding; zinc ion binding
Source: RefSeq, a predicted model, not a curated record
AUGUCAACAGCUUCCCCCAGCCACCAGAGACAGCAGGUGAAGACAUCGCAGGUCAAGAUGGCUGCUUCAACGACAACGACUACAACCAAGGCGAAGACCGCUAAGGUCGGUGCCAAUGACAACCCCAAGCAAAAGACAGUCAUGCAUCGCCGCUCCCGGACAGGCUGCUACACCUGCCGGCUACGGAGGAAAAAGUGCGAUGAGGCGGCUCCCAUUUGCACGGCCUGCAGGCAUUUGGGACUUGUUUGCGAGUACAAGCGGCCAAUGUGGUGGAGCAACAACGAUCUGCGCCGCAAAACAAAGGAGGAGAUCAAGAUGAUCAUCAAGCGCAAGAAGCUCUCCGAUAAGUCCUCGCACACCAUCCAGACAUCGGUCGGCACGCCGCCGGGCCUUUCGCACUCGCUGCCGACUUCUGCGACUUUCUCUGGCCCGAUGGAUCGCACGCGGUCUGCUUCGAUCGACUCACACUUCGGCUUUAACUUCAACAGCCCGCCCAGCACUGCCGAUUUUGGGCCUUUCACGCCGCCGCAGGUCACUCCCGAGUUCAUGUUCCCCUAUCCGUAUGAGAUUGAUGUCAAGACAGAGCGGCAGAUGUUCAUAGACGAUGUCCAGACCUUACAUGAGUCGACAACAGCCACCUACAGCUACGCCGUCCCUCCGCCGCCCGGCGUCAUCCCUCCAUUCCCUCUGGUAGGUGAAUGGACCGAGCAGGUUUACUCGGAGCGACGCGAGUCGCUGGCGACGACGGAGGAGACGGUCGACCUCAGCUAUUUUGAUGCGGGGGCAACAACAACAACAACAACAACAACCACUAAGCAGCUCGCGAUUGAGCUCGACGAGGGCGACCAGCGCCUUCUGGACCACUUCAUCAAGUUUGUCCUGCCGAUGCUCUUUCCAAUUCUCGAGGCCACACAAACCGGAUCGACCGCCUCCGACCUGAUCCUGCCCUCGCUGCAGACCAACAAGGCCUACCUGCACGUGUGCCUGUCCAUCGCUGCGCAGCACUACAAGCAGACGAUGGGCCUGACUGGUGAGGCCGCCACACAGAUUGACAAUGACAUCAUGAAUCACCGCAGCUCAGCCAUCGCAAUGCUGGUUGACGCGCUAAACCGCGACGAAGACCACCAGCAGAUCCUGGAGGCCGCCCUGGGCUUCAUCUUCUUCCAGCGGGUCGUCGGCCGCCUGGAGGACUCCCUCAGUGACGUCGCCUGGCACCAGCACUUCCAGGCGGUGAUCGCCCUGGUGCAGAAGCUCGAUCUUCCCCGUCUAGUCUCCGACCCCAACGAGCCUCUCACGCAAGCCCCCUUCGGCAUGACGCUCACCGCGUGGGUCGACAUCCUUGGCGCGACCUUCCUUAGCAGCCCGCCUGUCUUUGCCCAUACCUACCGUACCAAGCACCUCUCGCCGACCAACCCCUUCCUGGGGCUCCGCGAGCUCAUGGGCUGCGAGGACCGUGUCAUGUAUCUGAUCAGUGAGAUCGCCUGCCUCGAGGCGCUCAAGAAGAACGGCAUGGACGACAUGACCAUCAUCCAGCACGCGCAUACCCUCGGCGAGCAAAUUAACAUCACCGAGCUGUACUCCGCCGAGAUGGCUACCGCCAUCCCCUCACUCAGCCGCAACAUCACUGCCGCCUACCGCCUCGCCGCCCGCAUCUACCUGUGCAGCCUGAUCCCCGGGUUUCACCCGACCCAGGGCAGCUGCAUCCAGCUGGUCGACAAGCUUGUCGCCGUGCUGCGGCAGAUUCCUGCUGGCCCGACAGGUUUCGAUCGCAGCCUGAGCUGGGUGUACCUCAUUGGCGGCAGCGUGGCGCUGGCGGGGUCGCCGUUCCGCGCUUUCCUUGAGGAGCGCGUCGCGCUGAUGGGAGAUUUAGCCAAUAUUGGGUCGUUUGGUCGUGUGGCCACCCUCCUUCGCGAGGUUUGGGCCCAGCAGGAUGUGCUCAUGGCACAGCAGGCUGCCGUGCAGAGCGUUGUGGGGAGCCCGAGGGCGAGCCCCCCGCCAGUAACUACAACAAUGGAGGCUCCGCAGCAGCAGACGGUUGGGCAGACGGCGGUUGCGGGUACAUCGGCGCUGGCGCCGGCGUCCCAACCCUAUGUCCACUGGCGGGAUGUCAUGCAGAUGAAGGGUUGGGAUUACCUCCUCAUCUGA